Molecule: messenger RNA, 3659 nt
Organism: Paramormyrops kingsleyae
Lineage: Eukaryota; Metazoa; Chordata; Actinopteri; Osteoglossiformes; Mormyridae
Product: protein transport protein Sec24C
Biological process (GO): intracellular protein transport; endoplasmic reticulum to Golgi vesicle-mediated transport; COPII-coated vesicle cargo loading
Cellular component (GO): endoplasmic reticulum exit site; COPII vesicle coat
Molecular function (GO): zinc ion binding; SNARE binding
Source: RefSeq, a predicted model, not a curated record
GUUUUAGGGGGUUCGGGUAAGAGUUAGGGCUAUCGAUUAGCACUACGGUAGCAUUUUUCGACAAGGCAGCAUAUAUCGACAGAACACCGCCCCUUUGCCGGUGUGACAAUGAAAACUAUCCGUAGUAUUUAAGACUUUGCAAAUGGGACCGUUAGGUCGGUUUUCAUUAGGAUACAGUGGGUAAAACUAUACCUUUCAUAUUAGUGAUAUAUGAUAUAAAAUAAAUCAUACCGGCAGAUAUGCUAAUUAACUAAAUCAGCUGGUUUACUGCUUGGUGUGUGACGUGGGGAGGCAUAGCGGCUCCCUGCGGGAGAGAGUACAUCAUAAGGGUGUUAUGUCUGCUGCGGCCAUGGAGGACGAAAAUUAACGCAAAUCUUCCUUCUUGGUCAACACAUGCGCAGUCCCCAGACCAAGGAACACACGGCGAUAUUUCAUGAACGGACGGGGACAUGGCGUUGCUGUCGGGGAAUAUUUCCAUGAGAUAACCGGGACGUGGGGAGGAUCAUCGUCUCAGGUGGGAAAAGACGAGCCGUGCGGGGAAGCCGAAGGUCCGCUGUAUACUCGGACCUAAACGCUCGCACUAAGGGAAAUAUGCGGAAACAGUAAGCGCCGCUGCGCUGUGUGUGUGAGAAUGGAUGUCCCAGCCGUUACUCACGGAUAUGAAAAUGGCUGGCAGGGUUAUGCGGGGUGGCCCGAAGGUGCCCAUUUAACCAGUACACCAGGGGCAUUUCCCAGCAGCCCCCCAGCUGAGUUUCACGCUCAGUACCAGGGUCUUCACAAUGGCCCAGUUGGUGCUGCUCCUGAAGUCCCUCCACCUUUCUGUGGGACCGGGCGGACUGCACUGCCGUCUGUGCGGAGCCAGCGGCAGCCUGCCUGGGCUCCCUCACCGCCCUGCAUCAAUGGUUUGUUUAAUGGGCUUCACCUUGACUCCUCAAACUACAGUCAUUUACCAGCAGGAGGCUGCCCUUACCUGGUACAGAUUAUGCAGGAUGACAAGGCCGAGUGGGAGGGGAAGGUGUUUGCGUCUGAGCCCACCGGCCCCCUCCCCCCACUGGCCACCACCGACUGCUUGAUGGAGGACAGAGGGAGUGCCAGCCCCCACUUCAUCCGCUGCACCUCCUACGCAUUCCCCAGCCAGGCUGCUGCUGCCCAGCAGAGUCACCUGCCCCUGGGUGCCAUAGUGGCCCCACUGGCCAGACUGAAGGAAACUGAGUGCCCUCUGCCAGUUUGUGUCGCCGCCAUGGACAAGGGGCACAUACCAGGCUGUGGUGUCUGUGGUGCUCACAUGUGUCCUUUCAUGGCCUGGCAAGACUGUGGGCAGAGGUUUUGCUGCCCCUUCUGCGGAAACCUUAAUGAAGUUCCGUGGCAGUCUUACCAGCCCACUGGCUGCCAGGGGAAGAGAGUGGACAGUGAGGAGAAUCCUGAACUAAGCUGGGGAUCGUACGAAGUCCUGGAGAUGCAGAAGGGUCAACCCCCAGGGCUCCUGCUGGCCGUGGACGUGUCGUCUGCUGCAGUCCGAGGAGGACAGCUGGAGCUUGUCUGCCAGCAGCUGCGCAUGCUCCUGGGCUUUCUCACCAGGGAUGAAGCUGGGGACCAGUCAGACCUAAGACUGGGCCUGAUGACCUAUGACAGGAAGGUCCACCUCUAUGACUUAAGCCCCGCCCUGUCUCGCCCUCAUAUGAUGGUCGUCAUGGAUACGGAGGAGCUGGAGCUGCCCGUGUGGGCGGGGCUUCUUGUACCACUAAGAGACUGCAGAGACAGCCUUGAUAGCGUUCUCCAGCAGGUCCCCCGCCUCGCCAUGGAAGCAGAGGACAACCCUGGGUCCCAGGAGCUGCCAAUCCGUGCAGCACUGCGGAUCUUCCAGGCACUGGGGUGUCCCGGGAAGCUGCUGGUCUUCCAUGCGGCGCCGCCAAGCGAUGUCACACUCACACGCGGGCCCUCAGGAUUCUUACGGUCCGCGAAACCCAAGUCCGUGUUCCAGCCGCCGGAUGCUUGCAUUUCAUUGGCUAAGGAGUGUGUCAGUCAAGGCUGCUCCGUGCACCUCUUCCUGUUCUCGCAGCAGGAUGUUGGCAGUGCAUGGCCAGGACACACCACGCAUUUCACAGGGGGAGGAUUCUUCCCUUAUAACGGCCUUCAGUCAGAGGUAGACAGGGAGCAGCUCAAUCGUGACCUGAGGAGGUGUGUGGAGACCAAUACGGCCUACAAAGCUCAGCUCAGAGUUUUUGUCAGCAAAGGCCUGCGUGUGUCUGGCUGUUACGGCGCGUUCAUACCGGGCCCUGAUCCCACCCACGUCUCCAUGACUGCCCUGGACGGGAGCACAGCUUUAGCCCUGGAAUUCAGUCACGACGGCCCGCUGGAUGACAGGAGGGGCGUGGUCAUACAGGCUGCUCUGUCAUACACUAACGCCAAGGGGGAGAGGAGGACGCAGAUCCACAGUCUGGGUGUGAACUGCUCAAACGACCUGCUGGACACCUUCCGUAGCUGCCAGGCUCAGACGCUGCUAACGUUCUACUGCAAGAAGAUGUAUGCCAGAGCUCUGGAGCGCCCCCCACAGGAGCUACGUGAGGAAUUGCAGGUGGAAGUGACCCGAGCGUUGGCCUGCUACCGGAAGCACUGCUGCUCCAGUGUGGUCACACAUGGUCAGCUGGUGCUGCCUCAGUUCCUGAAGGCCUUCCCAGUCUACCUGAACAGCCUGCGCAAGAGCGAGGUGCUGCUUCCCGGGCUGCGCAGCUCCAUCCCCCAGCGUCUGCAGCUGCGCAGCCGUCUGGUCAGCAUGGACGCCAGGAGUACGGCCCUGUACUUUUAUCCGCUGCUGCUGCAACUGCCAGUCCCUGCUGAGGAGUGUGCCGAUCUCGCUCCGGCCGAGCCCGUGCGCUGCAGUGCCAGCAGCCUGGACCCGGCGGGACUCUACCUGGCCCACGGGCCCCUGGUGCUGCUGCUGUGGGUGGGCCGCUGUGUGAGCCCCGGGGCCUUAAGACAGCUCUUCAACACCACCUCCUUCUCUCUGCUGCCCCCUGGUGAGGCUUGUCUACCUGUACUGGACACGCCCCUCUCUGUAUGCGUGAGGAGCCUCAUCGAGACGCUGCAGUCACACGCACCUUACUCACUCAAGCUGCUGGUGGCCAAACAGGGAGAAGUCAGUGAGGAGGUUAUCCAGCCCUUACUGGUGGAGGACAAGAGUCCGAACGGUGGGGCGUCCUACCCAGACUUCCUGUACCACCUGCACGUGAACUCAAUGCGCCUGCUGCUGUGAAAACACAACAGCUCCCUCCAGUGUUGAACAACCCCCAUGGUCUCUCCACCCUCUCCAAGAAUCAGCGUUCCUGCAUUUUGUCCCCUCCAUAUACGUGGUUUAAGAUGUGCUCAUUUUCAAAGCUGUCUAAUUUACCAGGAAGCACUGGAACAGUACAGUGUUGCCAAAUCUCAGUAUGUGGAAGGCAGGACAGUCAUGCAAGAACAAAGCAAUAAUUAAAUAUUUGCAUUUUUACCAAUUAUUUUUCUAACAUACAAGCCUUUGAAACUAAAUGUUGAUGUCAUUUCCACCUACAAAAUACUACUGUGUUCUACAUGGGAAAUCAGAAUGAUUUCUUGGUUCCCUCUUCAUACCAGCUGUUCUGCAUGUCCACAACGGAAUAAACCAACCAUCCGGAUGUCCCUUA